This is a messenger RNA of Cetraspora pellucida, 218 nucleotides long. The record is from the annotation of a GenBank genome assembly. NCBI's taxonomy places the organism in Eukaryota, Fungi, Glomeromycota, Glomeromycetes, Diversisporales, Gigasporaceae.
AAAAUCAAGUACUAAAAAAAGAAAAUAUAUCAAUUAAAAAAGAGUUAGAAACCUUCAAGAAUCCUGGUAUUUCUUUCUUAAAAUUGAUGCUCAAUAACAAAUCUUGGAAAAAAAUAAAAAAAGUAGAAGAGUUGGCAAAUAAAAAGGCUGAGAAUAUGAAAAUAAAAAAAGAAACUGCUACUUUAAAAUGGACCAAUUAUGAACUAAAAAAGGCAUGA